GCGGCGGCGGGAGGAUUCGAUCAUGGCCGCGGCCGCCGCCGCCUCCUCCCGGCGCCGCCGCCGCCCCCGCGGCCACCCCAACCCGCUGUUCGCCCGCUGGCUGCGCGAGUGGCGGGACGAGGCGCAGGGGACGUGGGCCAGGGGCACCUACGAGAGGGCCCUGCGCUCGCUCUCCCGGUUCCCGCUCCCGCUCCGUUCCGGCCGCGCCGCCGCCAUCUUGCAGCACUUUGGCCCCGCCCUCUGCGCCCGCCUCGACCAACGGCUGAGCCAGCACCGGCGAGAGCAGGGCCUCCCUGCCACGCCCCCUCGGACAGGGCGGUGCCCAGACCCUCCCCCAGCCCCGCCCACGCGCCGCCCCCGCCAGUCCCGGCCCCUCCCCCGCUCCAAGAGCCACGCCCUGCUGCUGGUCCUGAGCCAGAGCCCAGAGCCCCUCCCAGAGGCGGAGCUUCUGCAGCAGGCCCAGCCCCUCUGUGACCACGCCCUGACCCCGGCGGCUCUGGGCCCCCUCCUGCGCCGGGGGCUCGUGCAGAGGAGCGGCCUCCCCCCCAGGUACGCGCUGACCCCGAGGGGGCGGAGCCUCGCCCAGGCCCCGCCCCCCGGGCAGGUGUGCCCGCAGCGCCCCCUGGCGGAGCAGGACGAGAACUGCGCCCCCUCCCCCCCCGCGUGCGACCUCGAGCAGGAAUUUGAGCUCAGACCUGGCGAGUUCGAGAUCGUCCUGUGCGCCGACGUCACCGAGGCCAACGGCCCCUCCGGGGGGGUCCCGGCCCUGCUCCGUGCCCGGGGGGUCCCGGUGCUCCUGCGGCGCCUCCCCGUCGGCGACUUCCUCUGGGUGGCCCGCGAGAAGGACCCGCCCACAGGCCACGCCCCCCGGGAGCUGGCGCUGGACGUGGUGGUGGAGCGGAAAUCGGCGGCGGAUCUGGGGAACAGCGUCAGGGACGGGCGGUACCGGGAGCAGAAGUUCCGGCUGCGGCGCUCGGGGCUGCGCUGCCCCCUGUACCUGCUGGAGGAGCCGGGGGAGGGGGAGCGCCUGCCCCUCCCCCUGCCCACCCUGCGCCAGGCGGCCGCCAACACACAGGUGGUGGACGGGCUGCUGGUGGUGCGCACCAGGGACCCCCAGGACACGGCGGCGUAUCUGGGGGUGCUGGGGGAGCAGCUGAGGAGGAGAUUUGGGGGCCGCGUUCUGCGGGCGUGGGGGGGGGCUGUGAGCGCCCGGGCCCCCCCGAGCCCCCCCGGGACCCCCCUGGCCCUGCUGCCCCUCCAGAGGCUGCGGGAGGGGGGGGGCAAGAACCAACCCAGACCGUGGGGGGCCGUGUUCGCCCGGCAGCUGCUGCAGCUGAGGGGGCUCAGUGGGGGCAGGGCCGGGGCCGUCCUGCGCCGCUUCCCCACCCCCGCCAGCCUCAUGGCCGCCCUGGGACCCUCCGGGGACCCCCAAAAGUGCCGGGAGGUGCUGAGCGCCCUGCGCUGCGGCCCCGCCCAGAGGAAUUUGGGCCCCUCCCUCAGCGGGGCCCUGGUGCAGCUCUACGGGACCCCGGGGCCACUGGCCUGAGGGGACAGCCCGCUGUCACCCCCCUGUCACCCCCUGUCACCCCCUGUCACCCCUGUCACCCCUGUCAUUGUCACCCCCCAAUAAAGCCCCUCCCCCACC
This is a messenger RNA of Haemorhous mexicanus (house finch), 1645 nucleotides long. It is a transcript of the gene MUS81, whose product is annotated as MUS81 structure-specific endonuclease subunit. Gene Ontology annotation, cellular component: Holliday junction resolvase complex; nucleus. The record is from RefSeq and is a predicted model, not a curated record. Gene Ontology annotation, biological process: DNA catabolic process; mitotic intra-S DNA damage checkpoint signaling; double-strand break repair via break-induced replication. NCBI's taxonomy places the organism in Eukaryota, Metazoa, Chordata, Aves, Passeriformes, Fringillidae. Gene Ontology annotation, molecular function: 3'-flap endonuclease activity; DNA binding; crossover junction DNA endonuclease activity.